GCCAACUCCAACAAGCCGCUGACGCCGUUCAGCAUCGAGGACAUCCUCAACAAGCCGUCUGUGCGGAGAAGUUACUCGCUGUGCGGGGCGGCGCACCUGCUGGCCGCGGCGGACAAGCACGCGCCGGGCGGCUUGCCCCUGGCGGGCCGCGCGUUGCUCUCGCAGACCUCGCCGCUGUGCGCGCUGGAGGAGCUCGCCAGCAAGACCUUUAAGGGGCUGGAGGUCACCGUCCUUCAGGCAGCUGAAGGCCGCGACGGGAUGACCAUCUUUGGGCAGCGGCAGACCCCCAAGAAGCGGCGAAAGUCACGCACGGCCUUCACCAACCACCAGAUCUAUGAGUUAGAAAAACGUUUCCUAUACCAGAAGUACCUGUCCCCCGCCGAUCGCGACCAAAUCGCGCAGCAGCUGGGCCUCACCAACGCGCAGGUCAUCACCUGGUUCCAGAAUCGGCGCGCCAAGCUCAAGCGGGACCUGGAGGAGAUGAAGGCCGACGUGGAGUCUGCCAAGAAACUGGGCCCCAGCGGGCAGAUGGACAUCGUGGCGCUUGCCGAACUGGAGCAGAACUCAGAGGCCGCAGGCGGCGGUGGCGGCGGCUGCGGCAGGGCCAAGUCGAGGCCCGGCUCUCCCGCGCUCCCCCCAGGCGCCCCGCAGGCCCCAGGCUCCGGGCCCCUGCAGCUCUCUCCUGCCUCCCCGCUCACGGACCAGCCGGCCAGCAGCCAGGACUGCUCGGAGGACGAGGAAGACGAAGAGAUAGACGUGGACGAUUGA
Molecule: messenger RNA, 768 nt
Organism: Tupaia belangeri chinensis (Chinese tree shrew)
Lineage: Eukaryota; Metazoa; Chordata; Mammalia; Scandentia; Tupaiidae
Gene: LBX1
Product: ladybird homeobox 1
Exons: 2
Biological process (GO): regulation of transcription by RNA polymerase II
Cellular component (GO): nucleus
Molecular function (GO): sequence-specific double-stranded DNA binding; DNA-binding transcription factor activity, RNA polymerase II-specific
Source: RefSeq, a predicted model, not a curated record